AUGCACCAGCUAUUCGCCCGUCGAGCGAGGCGUGUGACGCAUGGCGUGCGCGUUGGAGCGCGCGCCUGCUUUGCGACGCACGCAGGAUCGGAAGCUCGUGUGCAUCCGUCGCGCAUGCCGCGGUACGCUGAACUGCUCGAGCAGCUGUCGCAGGUCCGUCCUCUGGUCGGUGGCCGGCCCCUGACGCUGUCGGAGAAGCUAUUGUACACGCACCUGCUUGAUCCGGCUGUGGAUCUCGCAGGUGCAGGUGCUGAUGCCAGUAAGGUGCGUGGUGCGCGGUACUUGCGUCUUGGCAUCGACCGCUUGGCGAUGCAGGACGCGUCGGCACAGAUGGCCCUGCUCCAAUUUAUGACGUGUGGCAUGUCGCAAUCGGCCGUGCCGGCGAGCGUGCACUGUGAUCAUCUCAUCCAGGCAUUUGAGGGUGCGCAGGCGGACUUGGAGCGCUCUCUGGACACGCAGCGUGAGGUAUUUGCGUUCCUCGAGUCGGCGUGCCAAAAGUAUGGCAUUGAGUUCUGGCGUCCAGGCAGUGGUAUUAUCCACCAAAUUGUGCUUGAGAACUACGCGGCUCCCGGUCUGCUGAUGCUCGGCACGGACUCGCACACGCCGAAUGCGUCAGGCCUGGGCUGCCUCGCGAUCGGCGUGGGUGGCGCGGACGCCGUCGAUGCCCUCACUGCCACGCCAUGGGAGCUCCUGGCGCCCAAGGUGCUGGGUGUGCACCUGCAUGGCAAACUGUCGCCAUGGUGCUCGGCCAAGGAUGUGAUUCUGCACCUGGCCGGCGAGCUGACCGUGCGUGGCGGCACGGGCUACAUUGUCGAGUACUUUGGCGCUGGACUGCAGACGCUGCCGGCUACGGGCCUGGCUACGAUGUCGAAUAUGGGCGCUGAGAUCGGUGCGACGACGAGUGCGUUCCCAUACACGCCCGCGAUGGGCCGCUACCUUGGCGCGACGGGACGUGAGGCCGUGGCGCGUGCGGCGGAGCAGGCUGCUCGUGCGGGUCUUUUGAGCGCAGAUGCCGGUGCCGAAUACGACCGGGUCAUUGACAUUGACUUGUCCCAGCUGGAGCCGAGUCUGAAUGGCCCUUUCACGCCCGACCUGAAUAUGAAGCUCUCGGACUUUGUGGCGCGGGCGCGCCAGGCAGACUGCCCGCACCCCGUCGAACUGAGUGGGGCAUUGAUUGGGAGCUGCACGAACAGUAGCUAUGCUGAUAUGAGCCGCUGUGCGGACCUUGCGCAGCAAGCACAGGCGCGCGGCAUGAAAGUCCAGGUGCCUUUGGACGUGACGCCCGGCUCGGAGCAGGUGCGUGCGACCAUGGAGCGCGACCAGAUUGAAGCUGCGCUGACGAACGCGGGUGCGCGGGUGCUCGCGAAUGCGUGUGGCCCGUGUAUCGGCCAGUGGAAGCGUGCGGACAAGCAGGGCGAGACCAAUGUGAUCCUGACGUCGUUCAACCGCAACUUCCGUGGUCGUAACGACGGCAAUGCGCAGACGCUCAACUUUCUCGCCGCGCCAGAGAUUGUCACGGCGUAUGCCUUUGCGGGUCGUUUGGACUUUAACCCGAUGACGGAUGCUCUCACGGCGCCGGACGGGUCCGAGUUCCGAUUCGCGCCGCCCGCGGACAAGGAGCUGCCUGAGCAUGGCUAUGCUAUGGGUGAUGCAUCGUACAUGCCCGAGCCGAUGCCUGUGCCGCAGCCGGAUGUGCGUGUGGACAUUGAUCCGAAGAGCGAGCGUCUCGAGGCGCUGCAGCCGUUUGAAAGCUACUUUGCGCAUGGCUCGUAUGAGCUCCCGCCGAUGCGGUGCCUGAUGCGCAUCCGCGGCAAGUGCACGACGGACCACAUCUCGGCCGCCGGUCCCUGGCUCAAGUACAAGGGCCAUUUGAGCCACAUUGCGAACAACACGCUGAUGGGCGCGGUAAAUGACGAGACGGGCCGCGUCAACGAUGCACGCGACUAUGAGGCCGUGGAGCCGCGGCACGAUACGAUCGCUGCGAUGGCUCAGCGAUACAGGGCGCGGGGCCAGCCAUGGGUCCUUGUCGCCGACCACAACUACGGCGAAGGCAGUGCGCGUGAGCAUGCGGCGCUGCAGCUGCGUCUCUUUGGCUGUGCGGUCGUGCUGGCCCGCAGCAUCGCGCGCAUCGCGGAGACGAAUCUGCGGAAGCAGGGCGUCGUGACGCUCUUGUUCGAGAACGAGCAGGACUACGAGCGCAUCGGCAGCGGCGACAUGGUCGAGACGGUCAACCUCGCUGACCUGCUGCGUCCCGGUGUCGAGGACGUGCAGGACGUCCAGGUGCGUGUGCGUGUGACCAAGCUUGAUGACGACGGCAACGUGCGCGAGCAGUUUGAGCUGCCGACGCGCCACUCGCUGAGCAAGACGCAUCUCCAAUGGAUCCGCGCCGGCUCGGCGCUGAACGACAUCCGAGCGAAGGCGUCUCGCCCGCCGAGUGCGCCCUCUGUGCCGCGCUCGGACGUGCGCGCCUUUUCGACGUGUGCGGUGCGCCGCGCUGCGCCGCCGCAGGUGGUGCCGACCGGCAACGACCCACGCUACGAGCAGCUGCGUCAGUUGCUGUUCCCCGCGCCGCCCACGGGCAAGAAGAACACGGGGCCCAAGACGCUCGCGGACGCUGUGGGGCACGGCGAUGUGUCUGCCGACGUCUACGAAACGAUUCACCGCGCAUGGAAGCUGCAUCAGCGGCGGCAGAAGGCGGCCCUCGCCGCGUCGCUCGCGACCAAGCGCGCCCGCCUGGACGAGGCCCUGGAGGACCUGCGUCGCACCGAUACCACGCUGUGGAAACGCGCCAACGAGUACAGCAGCCCGACGAAGCGCAACGCGGAGGAGCAGCAGCGCCUCGCGCAUCUCGGUCUGUCGCAGCAGGCGAGUGCGGACGGCGGCGAAGUCGCCGGCAGUCGCAUGCUCGCCAAGAAACGGGCUCGUCUGAUGGCCCGGACGCGUCUGGCGACGCUGUUUCCACGCGAGCUGCGUGCGCCGACCAUGACGCCACCGACGCGCGGCUGGCCGUCGUAUGCCCCCGAUGAAGAAUAA
Malassezia restricta is the source of this 3033-nucleotide messenger RNA. RefSeq names its product homoaconitase. The transcript has a single exon. NCBI's taxonomy places the organism in Eukaryota, Fungi, Basidiomycota, Malasseziomycetes, Malasseziales, Malasseziaceae. Gene Ontology annotation, molecular function: aconitate hydratase activity; 4 iron, 4 sulfur cluster binding. Bases 1 to 3033 code for a protein of 1010 amino acids. Gene Ontology annotation, cellular component: mitochondrion; cytosol. The record is from RefSeq and is a predicted model, not a curated record. Gene Ontology annotation, biological process: tricarboxylic acid cycle.